GACUCGUGUUGAACUUUUAAAUCUGACAGGUGGCAUCAAUGCAAAGCAAAACCAAACCAGAAAAACCUCCAAAAAGGAAAAAAAAAAAAACUGCAUUCAAGACAGAGCCGAGAACAGAUGCCCGUCAGCUGGAGAUCUGCUUAAAUGUAUCAUCAUCAGUGUAAGAAAAAGCCUACCCUGUGCUUUUGUGUCUCUGCUCCUAAUCCAUGUCUAGGUGUGUCUACCAUUGAACCAAAAGCCAAUCAGCCGUUCUUUGACAGGAGCCGAAGUGACAGCCAUCUUCAUUCCAGUCACUCAUUCGUGUCCAUCCAGCUUGAAUCUGCGCUCAUCAAGCUGUUUCAGUGCCUGGGAACAAAACUCUAAGUCUGCUGUGCUGAACUAUUAACCACGUUAGGAGGCACUCAUGAAUGUUUACUUCUGCCUGUAAGAAAACAGGCAGUAGUGUGUUUCUUUCAUUUAAUUACACAUAGAUAUACAUUCCUCUCAAUUGUUUUUAUUAACUUCACAUACAUAAUAGGAUGCUGAACUGUUUUGGAACCUUGAAAGAGCACGCAUACUUCCUGAACCCCACGAUUUGUCAGGAUUCGGCCACAAGCUUUAAUAUAUUUCAUUAUUAAUGUGAUUGAGCAACACAAAGCAGCACAUAACUGAGAGCUGUUUUAUGAAGAUUACAGAUGUUUGUUUUUUUUUAGAAAACGAAUCGCAUCGCGAAAACCAAGGAACACAGCAGACAGGCCAGAAGAAAGUCCUGGGCUGAUUUAAAACAGAGUUAAUUUAUGGAAUAAUUUCCCAAGCUUUAACCAUCUCAUGUAAAAAAAAAAAAAAAAAUUCCAAUAUAUUGCCCAAAAUUGGAAAGAGUCUGGGCACAGCUGCAAAUCUGCAGAUUAGGGAGGCAAAAACUAAAAACCCCAGAAAACUUUUAGUCCAGUUUAAGGUUUGCCACAGGCUGUACUGAACACAAAUACUCUGGCCAGUUUAGACCAAUAUCUAGUUUUUAGACCUACAUCCAAAAUACCACGUGUGCUUUCUGUCUCCACUGUGAAACAUGGUGUUGGAAAUAUCAUGCUGUGGGGAGUUUUUGUUUUCUUUUCUCCUGUUUCAGUGACAGGAAAGCUGAUCAGAGUUGAUGGGAGUUUCACUUUCAUAUCAACCUUAAACAUACUAAGAAAAAAAGAACAACAGACUCGUUUCUUUCAUUAUUGCCUCAAAUAGUUAAAGUCCAUAUCUAAAUCCAACUGAGAAACUUUCAGCCUGAGCUGUUUUGUGAAGAAAAAGUAGCAAAAAGUCCCUCGAUGUGGUGACAUAUGCUAAAAAACUGAAUAUUAGAUUUACUAAUAUAUAUCACUAUUACAACAGUAUAAUCAUUACUAUGUUUACUAUCAAAUAGCAAUGAUGGUAAUGAUUACUUGUAACCUAGCACUUAAAAUACCAAAAGAGAUGAAAGUUGAGUAUGGUGGAUAGUUCUGCAAAGUGCUGUGUAAUAAACUCACCUGUCACAUCUCAUCACGUUGAGGAAAUCACCUGGCUCUCAGCAGAGGCGGGCCUACCAUCUCCUGUCUUUCCACAUCAGUAGUUCUCCCACACAAGCUGCAGCAGAACCCCAGAAGCAAGUUCUUCUCUUAUUAUGCUGAUCCAGACUGAAGCUUUUAGAAUCAGAGCCGUUCCUCCAGCCAGAAAAAACCUCCGUCAAAGUUCCUCCACCAUGGACCGAUGCAACAACAUCUCAGUUUUGUCAUACAGAAGGUCCAAGCCCGUGGGGAAGGUGAGGCGGCGGGUUCAGGACCUUCGGAUCCCCUCGUCCUCUUAUCAUUGUGCCCACACGGCCAGCGGAACCAAGCCGGACCUGAGUCACAACGAGAGCGCUCGGUUAGCGGCCGACUGUCUGCUCUCCCAGGGCCUGGACGGAUACCGCCAGGUGCUGCAGGCGGAGGGGGAGGUGGACUUCCUGUCAGAGCUGGAGAAGCUGUACAUCCUACAAAACGGGAGAGAUGCAAACUCAGAUUAUGCAGGUGAAAUAGAUGCCAUGGACAAGGAGUUUGUCAACCUAUUUGCCCAUUGUGAGUCCCAAACGAGCAGCGACUCCGCAGUGGAGUGUUUGGACCAGAAGAUGGAUAAAGCCCUGGAUCCCAGCCCUGAGGUGUUUCUCCAGUCUGACAGGACAGCAGCUGCCAUGAAAGAUCUGGUCAGACAGUUCCUCAGAAAGACUAAAAUGGCCCUGGCUAUGGUGAUGGACACCUUCAGUGACCCGGAGCUGCUGUGUGAUCUUCUUGAGGCGAGCAGGAAGAGAAACGUGUCUGUUCACCUCCUGCUGGACCACCUUAACCUGGAGGGGUUUGUCAGCAUGUGGCAGGAACUCAAACUCGUCAGCAGAAACUUCCCGAAGGUGUCGGUGCGAAGCGUCCCAGGUCAGACCUACAGCGCAAAGACGGGCAGGAAGCUGACAGGUCAGAUAGCGGAGAGUUUUAUCAUCGCUGACUGGGAUGAGGUGCUGACUGGUACAUACAGUUUCACAUGGCUGUCCAGUAUGGUCCAUCAGAGUCUUCUGGUUCUCAUUAAAGGUGCCUCGGUCUCACAUUUCCAUCAGGAGUUCCUCAGACUUCACUCCAGCUCCCAGCCGGUCCCUGGCUUUGUCACUUUCAUCUCUCUGCCACAGUGUCUUUGCCUUUACUCCCGAUCUCAUGAGCAUCCAGACAGCUGUAACUGGAAACCCCACAAGACUGUGACAGCAGCAUGUUCACAUGGAGAGAUUAGUCUACAGCCUCCUCAAAGCGGUAAGCAGCCCAGAGAGAAAAUACCUCCACAUCUGCCUCUGAAGCCUUCGGCUCAAACAGCAGCAGAGAGUGGAACAGGAGCCAAGGUCGAGCUGCAGAAUCAGAGCCAGAUUCGCGGUCACCCACAUCUCCCCGAUCAGACCUUCUCAGAAGUUCGGCUUCACAGCACCACUGUGAAGAAGAACGGCGAGGUCGAAGAGCCACGCAAUCUGAACGAUCUGUCCCUAACACACGGGCGGCAAAAUGUUCACCGUCAGUCAGGCUUAAAGAAGCAAAACAGCCUCGCUCUCCCAGAUAGGAGCAGUGAAAGAGUUUUCUCUCAGCAAAGGAACAGAAACUCGUCUGCAGGUUUCAUCCAAACACAAAGAGACCAACUGGAUUCCUCACGAAUCGCUCACGCAACGGUGGAACUUCAAUGUGAUCAACCUCAACUCCUCUCACCUCCGUCGUCACAGAAAACACGACCAAAUCUCAGCCGUCAGGUCUCUUUCAGGAGCUCCGGGGAGUACAUACCCAGUCUCCAACCCAACGCCUUCAGAGGAACCAGCAAGCAGGAAGGGCUCAUGGAGCGACACCAUGGCCGUCUGAACUCAUCCUCUCACACAGUGACCUCCUGCUUUAGACCAGCACCGGCAGGAACAGGAACCGCUCUCGGUCCUCAGCAGCAGACGGAGUCCAAGAGGUUCCUGUCAGGCGUACGAGCCACAAUGCAACUGCAUCCCGUCAGACUGCACCGGAGCCCACAGAAGGCAGCGGGACCCGGAGCGGUGGCUCGCUACAACUCCUUCAGCGGUGCACAUGGCAUGGGGCAGGCAGGCUGGAGAACCCUGCAGAGCAGCAGCAGCAGCACGUCGCUGCGAAGGAGCCUGAGCCUGACGGAGAGAAGCCCAGCAGGAUACAGAGGAGCAGGACGUCACCCUGUAUGAAUGCAUCCACAGUUUUAAUGAAAAGCCUAUGGAGCAACAGAGCUCCACUGGACUGAGAGAUUCAGUCAGCGAACAAGAAGCAGACCAAAAACAAAGCAAUGCAGAGAUUUGAAAUCAAAGAAAAAUUGAACGUAAUUUCCAAAACGUAAUAAAAUAAAAAACGUAAAAAAAU
Messenger RNA from Xiphophorus couchianus (Monterrey platyfish), 3869 nucleotides. Its product is annotated as protein FAM83A. The transcript has 6 exons. NCBI's taxonomy places the organism in Eukaryota, Metazoa, Chordata, Actinopteri, Cyprinodontiformes, Poeciliidae. Gene Ontology annotation, molecular function: protein kinase binding. Gene Ontology annotation, biological process: epidermal growth factor receptor signaling pathway. The record is from RefSeq and is a predicted model, not a curated record. Bases 1625 to 3697 code for a protein of 690 amino acids.